This is a messenger RNA of Eupeodes corollae, 825 nucleotides long. RefSeq lists its product as uncharacterized. NCBI's taxonomy places the organism in Eukaryota, Metazoa, Arthropoda, Insecta, Diptera, Syrphidae. The transcript is spliced from 2 exons. Bases 146 to 643 code for a protein of 165 amino acids. The record is from RefSeq and is a predicted model, not a curated record.
AGUAAACAAUAAUAUGGUCGGAAUGGUCAGAAACUGGAGUAUAUAAGAAUGGAUGCAAUUCCAAUGAAAGGCAUCAGUCAGAAUUGAUAGUUCUAUCAGAGUUCAACACAGACCUUCAAGCAACCCUUUUUAAUAAAAUUUCAAAAUGUUCAAGUUGGUGGUGUUGUCUGCUCUUCUCGUCGUUGCUGCUGCUAAGCCAGGCACAAUUAUCGAAGCUAUUUCGGCUCCAGUUCUCAAGACAGCCAUUGUCCAUGAGCCAACCUCAAUUGAAGUUCACGAACCAACCAUAGCUAAGGUUGGCGAAUAUGUCGAAAGUGUCCCAACAGCUGUUUCUCAUCAGAGUUCAACCAUUGUCCAUAGUCGGGCUAACCAAAUCACCCCGAUUGUUGCUCCAGCUGUUCGUACCUAUUCAACUCCAGUUGUGAAGACCUAUGCUGCUCCAAUUCUCGAAAGUGCUCCAUUGCUGAAGACCUACGCUGCUGCUGCUGCUCCAGCUUCAGCUGCUUUCGUCCAAUCUCCAUACGUUCGUAGCUUGGAUGGAAGUUUGGCCAGCUAUGGUUAUGCUUAUGCUCAUGGUUCACCUUUGUUGUAUUCAGCUCCUUAUGGUUAUGCUGCUGCUGGAACUUAUUACAGAGGUUAUUAAAAUCGGUAAACCUUUACUGGGAUUAGGAACUAAUAAUUUGGCUAACAAAAAUGGCGAGGAAAACUGAUUUGAUGCGAGAUGGUAUCUAUUGUUCCUAAUAAUGAAUUGAUUUGUUUUUAUUUUGGAAAGAUUAGAACCACGUUAUUUUUGGAUAAAUAAAUUAAAUGAUAUUCUAGAAAAUA